AUGGCGACGCGUUCGGCAACAGUGAGAUAUUCCUAUAAAGCAGCACAUGAGGAUGAACUUGAUCUGGAAGUAGACGAUGUUCUAGAUGUUCUAGAAGAAGCAGAAACAGGAUGGAUGAAAGGAAAGUUAAGAAAUACGGGUCGGAUUGGAUUAUUCCCUACUAAUUUCGUACAUUUCCUUGAUAAAACGAUGGGUAAUAGUGAUACUUUGAAAUCAAACGAUGAAAAGAAUUUUUCGGAUAAUAUUGCUUCCGGUGAUUUGUUGCCCCAAAUGCCUACCUCACGGUUAUCCAUAGUAAAUGAACCGUCGGAGAAUCGCGUAAAUUACCAUACAUCUGAUUCAACAACUCUAGGAAAAAAAGAACCGAAUGCGAAAGCACGCGUUCUAUUCACCUAUUCGCCAAAACAUGACGAUGAGCUUGCGCUUCGUGAAGUAGGCCAAAUAAUUGGGAUUGUGAGUAAAUCCAGUGAAGAUCCUGGAUGGUUGUUAGCUGAAAUUGACGGCAGACAAGGAUUGAUUCCAGAUAAUUUUGUUGAAAUUCUAAGGCCAGCAGUUUCUAUCAGUACUAUAAAUUCAGAAACGCAUAAGAUGUCUUUGCCGCCGAAUGUGCCAGCGAAACCAAUAUCAAAACCAGUGUCUUUAUCGUCUAGUGCUGGUCGGCGUGCUACAACUUCUUCGGUUUUCGCUCAAAUGCAUUCUAGUCUUGCCGAUGCUUUCACGAAACCACCGAAACAAUUUGCUGCUAGGGUUGUGAAAACGGAAGAAAGCUCAACCGGUGAAGGGCAGCCAGGUGAUCGUUUAUCUCACAUAACCGCAACUCGACCUAAACAGCCGAAUAAAAGACCUCCGUCCACCGUUCUCAGAACGAAAUCGAAUGAAGCUUCAGCUGACGAUGGCAUGGUGGUGGUAGAAUCUGGAAAAAUUUCCCCUACAACAUCAACUUCUUUAUCUAACAGUUGUACGCAACAGCCUUUAUCAAUAGUAUCUUCUAUAAAAUCGGCAAAAAUGCAGCAAGCAUUAUCACCGAGAAACAGUAGCAAUGAUAUAAGUGAUGAAUUUGUAUCGCGUAGUGAAUAUAAUCGUUUGGUUCAACAGUUCGAAGAAUUACUCACAACAAUGAAUAAAUUUCGGUUGGAAGUGUCGCAAAAAGUUUCAAUGCUGGAAGCUAAAAUUGCCAAACAGUGA
Messenger RNA from Acanthocheilonema viteae, 1185 nucleotides. NCBI's taxonomy places the organism in Eukaryota, Metazoa, Nematoda, Chromadorea, Rhabditida, Onchocercidae. The record is from the annotation of a GenBank genome assembly.